Molecule: messenger RNA, 2507 nt
Organism: Coccinella septempunctata (seven-spotted ladybird)
Lineage: Eukaryota; Metazoa; Arthropoda; Insecta; Coleoptera; Coccinellidae
Gene: Invadolysin
Product: leishmanolysin-like peptidase
Exons: 6
Coding region: 166-2169 (667 amino acids)
Biological process (GO): cell adhesion; proteolysis
Cellular component (GO): cytoplasm; membrane
Molecular function (GO): metalloendopeptidase activity
Source: RefSeq, a predicted model, not a curated record
CAGUAUUGCGUCAAGUUUCCUUCAGUGCACCGCGGUACCGACGCGGAUCUGGCUGGUUAAUUCGCACCGAAUCGCGGAGAAAAAGAUUAUCGCAUUCUGUGACGGUAGGUCCACAAGUACGCUAUAAAUGUCAGAGUGACAAUAAACAUUAACCUAGUUUACGCGAUGUUUUCAUGGGAAGCUAUGGAAACGGAGUGCUGCUGGAAAUUACACCUGUUAUUAACAAUAAUUGGAGUUUUUGGUUUGGGCGUGGAAAAUGUGACUGCGGCUAAAGUCUGCAAUCACUUGUACCCGAAACAUGACGAAGUUAUGCACACGCAAAUCGAACCGUUUCAUGUUAUGAAAAAAAGGAGCGCGGAUCAACCUCUGAGGAUACUUUUGAGGUACGACGACAGCGUUCACAGACUGGACGACGAAAGAUUCAUUCUGAUAAAUAACACGAUUCUACCUGAGGCUGUGCAAUUUUGGGAGAAGGCACUGUACGUGAGGAGGGUUGAGAAUGUAAUCAGACUAACGAGAAAGUGUCAGGAUACUCAAAUAUUCGUCAAAGACGGGGUUACUUAUUGCAUUGGGCAAUGUAAGGAAAAAACGACUUGUGGGGAAGUUGAAGUUCCGGAGGAACAUUUGGAGGCGUGUAGGGUUUGUAAUUUUGUGGGGAAAGACUGUCAUGUUGUAGAAGGGUCCCCCCAGGGGCCUGGUGUGAGGGACGCCGAUUUUAUCUUCUAUAUUUCUGCCAUGCAAACUGAGAGAUGUAACAAACCCCUAACGGUGGCCUACGCGGCCCACUGUCAACAGGAAACCGCCCUGGACAGGCCGAUAGCCGGUCACGCGAACCUAUGCCCGGAUAGCAUCAGUACCAAGAGGCAGGAUCUGGAGAUAUUGCUGUCCACGGUUAAGCACGAAAUACUCCACGCUCUCGGCUUCUCGAUGAGCCUAUUUGCCUUCUACAGAGACCCAGACGGCACUCCCUACACGCCCAGGAACAACGACACCGGCAAACCUUUCCUCAACGAAAAAUUGCAGACUUACCAGUGGAGCGAUAAAGUCAUCAAAACGUUCGUGAGGAAGAACUGGUUGGUGAAAUCGGGCGUCAUGCCUAGACCGGUGGAUAUGAUGGUAACACCAAACGUGGUCAGGGAAGUGAGGAACUACUUCAACUGCUCCCAGUUAGAAGGCGCCGAACUAGAAGACCAGGGUGAGGACGGUACGGUGUUGACGCAUUGGGAGAAGAGGGUCUUCGAAAACGAAGCCAUGACAGGUACCCACACCCAGAACCCAAUAAUCUCAAGGAUAACCUUGGCUCUGAUGGAAGACACCGGUUGGUACACGGCCAAUUAUUCGCAAGCCGGUGAAAUGACAUGGGGAAAAGGUUUAGGCUGCGAUUUCGUGAUGAGGAGCUGCAAGGAAUGGAUAUCGAUGAAGGCUGAUAGGGGGAUGUCCAUACAUCCCUUCUGCAACAAGGUGAAGCGAGAUCCGCUGCAAACGGAAUGCACGGACGACAGAACCUCUGUCGCCCUUUGUAACCUGAUCAGACACGAGCAGAUCCUGCCGAAGAUCUACCAGAAUUUCGACCAGAUCAAAUACGUCGAAUCUGGGGAGGAGGGCUAUUACGGAGGUUCCGUGGCGUUAGCCGAUUACUGCCCCUACAUACAGGAGUUCACUUGGAAGGCCAAGAACGUGGUUGUGAGGGGUUCCCACUGUCAGUUCGUGGAGAACAACCCCAAGCCCGAGAAGAAUUUCGCUCUGGAACGAUACGGUAACAUGUCUCUGUGCUUCGAGCAUUCUGGUCAUAUGUGGGAGGAACGGUCGUGUAAGCAGAUGAGGCAGUGGCAGCAUUGGGGUUCCGGCUGCUAUGGUUACAGGUGCGAGAACGGGAGACUCCAUAUACUUGUCGGCAACUACACCUAUACCUGCUACCACGCAAAUCAAGAGAUACAUAUCAAGAUCAUAAGCAACGAGUGGCUGCACAAAGGACGUAUAGUUUGCCCCCCAUGCAGGGAGAUCUGCGCCUCUCAGUUCACCGAGAGGGGUGAAACUUGCAAAAUAGGGGACGAACCGCCACCUGCAAACUUUUAUCCCAGGGACGAAUUGGAGUGUUCGGCCGUCAGAAUGAGGUUCGAAUUGUUCGCCGUUCAUCUUGUCUUUUACUUCUUUAGAUGGGCCAGUUAACGUUGUCAGAUGAACGUGUAAAAAGCUGCCACGUGUAUUGGUUGAAUACGUGGUGGCUUUUUUGCUUGAUGGACACGUUAGAGCAGUAUUAUCGGGGAUUAUUCAAUAAUCUUCUGAACAAAAAUCGAAGAUCGAAAAAAUUCACGAAUGAAUUGGAUCAUUAACUUCCGGCAGUUUUCUGAAUUCGUAAUUACUUCCUUUAAAACCAGUGCCUUCUACAUUCCUCCUGUAGCGUUUUAAAUGAGUUUAAUGAACCAACAGUUGAAAAAAAAAAGACGUGCACGAUACCUGAACUGAGUAUGAAUCUCGGACAAUCAAUAAAACAUUCCAAUCUAUGA